Molecule: messenger RNA, 2038 nt
Organism: Bufo bufo (common toad)
Lineage: Eukaryota; Metazoa; Chordata; Amphibia; Anura; Bufonidae
Gene: IRX4
Product: iroquois homeobox 4
Exons: 6
Coding region: 235-1719 (494 amino acids)
Biological process (GO): regulation of transcription by RNA polymerase II; cell development; neuron differentiation
Cellular component (GO): nucleus
Molecular function (GO): DNA-binding transcription factor activity, RNA polymerase II-specific; RNA polymerase II cis-regulatory region sequence-specific DNA binding
Source: RefSeq, a predicted model, not a curated record
CGUCACUCCAGUAACAGGCUGGGGACCGGGAGCACUUACUCCACUCCAUAGUCAGGUAUGAAACACAUUACCGGCCGGUGACAGCGUGACAGGCACAGCACACCUCUAGUCUGCGGGAGCUGCACCAGCAUCUGGGAACCUGUGGUCACCAAUCGUUCCAGAAGAAAGCUCCGAUCCAGUAAGCCAGAUAAAAUCCUUUGCCUGCCUUUUCUGGGAUUCCGGAGUUGAUGUAACAUGUCAUAUCCUCAGUUUGGAUAUCCAUACUCCUCCACACCUCAGUUCUUGAUGACCACCAAUUCAUUGUCAACCUGCUGCGAAUCAAGUGGAAGGACCUUGUCAGAUCCAGCUGCUGCAGCCUCUGCUCAGACCCCGGUCUAUUGUCCUGUGUAUGAGAGCAGGCUGCUGGCCACUGCCAGGCAUGAACUCAACUCUGCAGCUGCUUUAGGAGUUUAUGGGAGCCCCUAUACAAGCUCCCAGGGCUAUGGCAACUAUGUCACAUAUGGCACUGAUGCUUCUGCCUUCUAUUCUCUGAACACCUUUGAUUCAAAGGAUGGCACCGGAUCUACGCAUGCCGGUAUUGCCCAGACUGCCGCUUAUUAUCCUUAUGAUCACACCCUGAGCCAGUACCAGUAUGACAGGUAUGGAACCAUGGAUGGAGGUACUCGCAGGAAGAAUGCUACUCGUGAAACCACCAGCACCUUAAAAGCCUGGCUGCAGGAGCACCGAAAAAACCCUUAUCCCACUAAGGGUGAGAAGAUCAUGCUGGCCAUCAUUACCAAAAUGACCCUCACUCAGGUGUCCACAUGGUUUGCCAAUGCCAGGAGGAGGCUUAAGAAAGAGAACAAGAUGACCUGGCCACCAAGAAACAAAUGUUCUGAUGAGAAAAGACCUUAUGAUGAAGAUGAGGAAGAUGAGGAAGACCAGUCAACAAAAGACAUUAAGAACGAGAAGAAGAUAGAAGUGGAAGCAACCGAAAGAGAAGACAAAGACCUAGACCUCAGUGACCUUGACGACUUUGAUACACUAGAGUCUGAAAGCUCUGAAUGUGAGUUGAAACAACCAUUUCAUCAUCAGUCACAACAAGAAGGACAACAAUUGCGGAUCAGAGAUUGUGCCAGUGACCAUUGCAAAGAUGUCAUUCUGAAGAUGCCACUAGCAGUUUCUUCAGCAGAUGAAGGAAUUGACAGGGAUAAGAAUUGUCUAAAAAGUGUUGAUGAAUGUGACCAGGACUUAAUGAGAGUUAGACAAAGAGGUUGUGAAUCCAAACUUUGCUUUCAGCAGCAAAGUCAACAACUACUGGAUUCCAAACCAAGAAUAUGGUCUCUGGCUCACACAGCCACAUCUCUAAGUCAGAGUGAAUAUCCAUCCUGCAUGUUGAAACACCAAGGUGUGCCCUCUCCUUCUUCAUCCUCCUCCUCCUCUUCUUCUUCUGCUGUGUCCACUCCAGUGUGCGUUAUUGACAGGCGGCAGGAUUCUCCUGUAACGAGUCUUAGAAAUUGGGUUGAUGGCGUUUUUCAUGACCCUUUGUUCAGACACAGUACUUUGAACCAGGCAUUCACCAACACCACCGUUUCUUGGGCCACCACCAAAGGAACCAUUCUUGAAGCUGGUUCUUUAGGACGCUCUCUUGGGAACCCUACUAAUAUUGCUAAGGUUCAGGACAGUAAUAAGGAAUUUAUUACAUUUCCUAAGUCUGGGAGCAAAAUGUUCUGCUCAUAACAUAUCAUAAAAUAGUUUAUGAAUAUAUGACACUUUCUAGCAGAGGAUAUAACAAUACACUGGCUGUCCCGGACUGACAUUUCAGAUUAUGGUCAAUCAUGUAUCUUUGUUUAAAUGAUCUUUUCUUAAGAAGUCUUGGUGUUGUGACUGUUCUUUUUAUCGAUGUCUAAGCACGAACUAUGCUAUGUGUUGGAGUAAUUGCUGUUUACAAACCUGAAGUUUACAAGGACAACCAAAAGUUCUAGUUCAAGGUUCUCUCAUUUGAACAGCAUGCUAGAUUAGUAAUGAGCCAUCCAGAAGAUAUCUCUGUUAGUGAUUC